Lingula anatina is the source of this 1108-nucleotide messenger RNA. Its product is annotated as isochorismatase domain-containing protein 1. NCBI's taxonomy places the organism in Eukaryota, Metazoa, Brachiopoda, Lingulata, Lingulida, Lingulidae. The record is from RefSeq and is a predicted model, not a curated record.
UUUAGCUCGUUGAUCAUGUGACAUUGUUUGUGUUCAAAAUGGCGGCUGCAGGACGGCCACUUGGAGAUAUUUCAACCGAAAAGACUGUGUUUUUUCUGUGUGAUAUGCAAGAAAAAUUCCGCCCAGCGAUAAAUUGUUUUGAAGACAUACUCGAAGUUUCAAAGCGUCUAGUGUCUGCAGCAAAGAUUUUAGACAUUCCAUUGGUGGCAACCGAGCAGUAUCCAAAAGGUCUUGGCCACACAGUGCCCGAAUUAAAAGUGGACCAUGCUGUGGGAGUUUUCCCUAAAACCAAAUUUAGCAUGAUUAUACCAGAGGUGGAAAAGAAAUUGGAAAGCCUCCGUGAUGGAAAUGUUAAGCAUGUUGUCCUGUUUGGUAUUGAGACUCAUGUAUGCAUUCAACAAACAGCAAUAGAUUUACUGAAGAAGAAUAUAGAGGUCUAUGUGGUUGCUGAUGCAUGCUCCUCCAGAAGCCAGAUGGACAGGAUUUUUGCAUUGAAGAGGCUGGAUCAAGCAGGUGCAAUUGUUACUACCAGCGAAUCUGUCCUGCUUCAACUUCUUGGAGAUAAAGAUCAUCCCAAGUUCAAGGAAGUUCAAAGUCUGAUCAAAGUUAGUGCACCUACAUCAGGGCUAAUUGGAAAUGUUUAACAUCUCUUAACAGAGCAUUGAAUCUAGAACUCAAGAGAACAGUAAAAAAGUCGAGAAUUAUGAUGGUUUUUUGAAAUUGAGAAAAUCCUCAAAACUGACACUAUAAACUAUUUUAUAAAAAAUUAGACUGACAUGUAGUAUCCAAGUUUACAUGCAUAUGAAAAUUGCAUCCAUGCUGAAUAAAACCUAGAUUAACUGACGAUGCAGUUUUCAUAUCCCCUUAAAUAAUAGUUAGUUUUUAUAUAAGGUUUAGUGUAGCCUAUUCUAGUUGAAUCAAUUUUUUUUUCUUUUGUUAUCCCUAUAUUGAUCUAUAUCGAGUAGUACUUGUACUUUCCCUGCUUUAGUCUAGACAUUAUAGAAUGUAUAUCAAACUGUAUAUGGUAAUCACUCUGCGGAUUACUUCUUGUAUUUGUAUUUGAUCAUGCCCGGAUGUAGGGCGAUUGUCAAUAAACUUCUGAUUCUGA